Meloidogyne enterolobii is the source of this 772-nucleotide messenger RNA. NCBI's taxonomy places the organism in Eukaryota, Metazoa, Nematoda, Chromadorea, Rhabditida, Meloidogynidae. The record is from the annotation of a GenBank genome assembly.
AUGGAGCGUAGACAACAACAGGCUUUAGGAAAUGGACAACAACCCCAACAACUUCCUCCACCCCCACCACCCUUUUUUAUGUUUAAACCUGCAGAGGUGGAAGAGGAAGAGGAGGAAGAUGAAAAUCAACCACCACUCUUUGGACGUUUGGAUGCUAUAGCUGAGGAGGAUAGCGACGAAUUAAGAAGUGCCUCAUCCAGUCGUGCCUCAACUGCUCGUUUCCAUUUAAGGCCUAGUGUUUCCCCCGAAAUUAAAGAGGAACUAAAGAAAGAAGGGGAUAUUGAGGAUAUUGAAGGAAAUAAUCUUCCAAAAAUACCUUUUAAAUUUUUAUUCGAAAGACAACAAAGUGCUGGAGGUUCAAGUCAAAGUUCGGUUGCUAAAGUUGUCGAAUUGGAUAAUUCUGAAGACGAGGAAGACAAAGAAGUUGGUUGUUUAAAGAAGCUUUUUUACAUGAACUUAAGGGGCCUUCAGCUGUCAAACCUCGAUAGAGUGACCCCUCGAUUUAACAAACCUCUCGAAAUAACAGCCUUUUCAUUAGUACCUGUUGAGAUUUCUUUCUAAAAUAACUCUCGAUUUAAUGAACCGCUACAUAUAGUGUUACAGAUUCUGAGAACUCCCAGGAUCACUGGAUCCGAUAUCCGUACCGAAAAUUAUCGGAUAUUCGGACAUUUUUGGAUUUGGGUACCUGGAUCAGCUAAACCUAAAUAUACCUAACAGACCUUCACUUCGAUCCCUUCGAGUGCGUUAUAUCAGGAUUAGAGUGUUUAAAAAU